UAGUAAAUUCUCGGAAAAGUUGAAUCUUUGCAGAAAAACCCAGUAGUAACUCUCGGUCUGCGUCUGCUAUGGUAACAUUUUUGUCAGCCGGAGCCGGCGGUGCUCCUCCGCCGGCAUUAACCAAUUUGAAAUUGUCGAAUUCGAGGCGUUUAACGAUCUGGGCUGGCUGUGAUUUUCCGGAUUUUCUUCCUAAACAAGUCGAGAAAAUCAAAGACCCUAAUGCUAGAAAGUUGGCUUCACGAAUUGAGAGAAUGCCAGUAUACUUUUCGAAGGGUUGUGUCAUGAGUAGUUGUGUGAAGCCAAAAGAACAGAAAGAGGCCAAUCCAGUUGUACUUCUCCAUGGUUUUGAUAGCACAUGUUUAGAGUGGAGGUACACGCUUCCAUUGCUUGAGGAGGUGGGGUUGGAGACCUGGGCAGUUGAUAUCCUUGGAUGGGGUUUCUCUGAUUUAGGAAGGCUUCCAUCGUGUGAUGUAGCUUCCAAGCGUGAUCAUCUUUACCAGCUGUGGUCUACCUACAUCAAGAGGCCAAUGGUACUUGUUGGACCGAGUCUUGGGUCUGCUGUUGCUAUUGACUUCUCUGUCCACUAUCCAGAAGCAGUGGAUAGGCUGGUUUUAAUCGAUGCAAGUGUUUAUGCGGAAGGUAUAGGAAAGCUCGCGACGUUACCCAAAGCAGUAGCUUAUGCUGGGGUCUACUUGUUGAAAAGCAUACCACUUCGAUUAUAUGCAAUAUCAUUGGCUUUCAAUGGCUUACCAUUAAGUACAUGUAUAGACUGGACUAAUAUAGGUCGGUUACAUUGUUUAUUACCUUGGUGGGAGGAUGCAACAGUGAAUUUCAUGAUCAGCGGAGGUUACAACGUCAUUGAUCAGAUAAAACAUGUCAAGCACAAAACACUAAUAAUAUGGGGUGAAGAUGAUCAAAUUAUUGACUACAAGCUUGGUGUGAGAUUGCAUUGUGAACUUCCAAAUGCGACCCUACGCCAAAUACCAAAGUGUGGCCACAUUCCUCAUGUGCAGAAGCCUGAUGUUGUCUCCAGGUUGAUCACGGAAUUUGUUCAGUCAGGUCAAUCACAAAGGGCGAAACCUGACUCUGUCUCCGCCAUCUCUGUUCCUGUGAUUACUAGUACUUGUACAAGCAGAUAUUUAGCAUAUUCAAUCUGUCUUCCUGAUUCAACAUAGUGAUGACGUUAGUUUGCCAGCUUCAAUGGUGAACUAUGAUUUCAUUCUUCAAGCAACGUCGACAAUAUUACCAACGUACCAAAGGUGCUUUGGCAUCCAGUGCAUAGUGUAAUAAACUGAACAUUUAUGCAAUCAGCAAAUACUUUAGAAUUCUGGGACAUAUUUCUUUCAGUUUUACUUUGAUACUCAGAGCUAGAGUUUAUGACCGGUGAAUCAUAGCUUGGAGCAGUGCAAGCCUUAAUGGGCUGAGUCACUCGAUAUUUUUGGUGAGAGGUAGCAGCUGGGGGAAUUGUCGAGGAGCACACAAGCUGGCCCAAGACCCACAGUUGUGAAAAAAAUAGCUUGGGGCAUUGUUGAACUUUUCUUGUGUAACAUAUCUUGAAUUAUCGUAGUUGAGGCAUAUUAUUAGAUGGAAAGUUAGUUGACUGAUAUAUGUUUCUACUAUUUGUAAUCUUGUUAAAAGAUUAAGCUUUUCUG
This is a messenger RNA of Solanum dulcamara, 1652 nucleotides long. RefSeq names its product alpha/beta hydrolase domain-containing protein VTE7-like. The transcript is spliced from 10 exons. Bases 69 to 1175 code for a protein of 368 amino acids. The record is from RefSeq and is a predicted model, not a curated record. NCBI's taxonomy places the organism in Eukaryota, Viridiplantae, Streptophyta, Magnoliopsida, Solanales, Solanaceae. Gene Ontology annotation, molecular function: catalytic activity.